Messenger RNA from Spodoptera littoralis (African cotton leafworm), 2181 nucleotides. NCBI's taxonomy places the organism in Eukaryota, Metazoa, Arthropoda, Insecta, Lepidoptera, Noctuidae. The record is from the annotation of a GenBank genome assembly.
AUGAAUUCUGCUUUAAAGCCGGUGCUGCCCCAGCCGGGAGUGCCGCAGCCGGGCGGACAGGCGAGCCCCGCGAAGGGGAACGUGGCCACUGCGAACCACACCGUAGGGCACCCGCAGGGCGCUCAGAACUCGCUGCACCACCCCGGCAACAACCUCGUCGGCCAGAACCUGACGCAUCACGCGCCCGCGCCUCAAGUACCUCACGCGCCGCCCCCCAUGGCGCCGGUGUCUGCCAACAUGGCACAAAUGGCACAGAACAUGAGUCACCAUGGCAACCUCUCGCAUGUCACCCAGAACUCCGUCGGCCCCUCUAAUUUGGCCGCCAGCCCCACAAAAGGCAGCAACCCAGUCACUCCUCUCAGUCUCGUCCAGGACAAGGCUCUUGCUCUGACCAUAACUCCUGAGAAGAGUGAGCCAGAUUCUACUGGACAUGCCAAUGGCACUAUUGACUCUCCAAAGUCUGGUGCAAAUGCUCCUGCUCCAUUGAAACCACAGAACCCUGAGUCUAACAAAGACAAACAGGAUAUCGCUAAGACUUCACCAAGUACACCGAAACCACCUGAAAAGCCAUCAAGUUCACCAAGUACACCACAAAAAUCUGACACUACAACUACUGCCAGUACUGAUGGUCCAGUACAACCCAAAGUGGCAACAGCUAACGAGCCUUCAGAGAAGUCUCCAUCAAAGCCAUCAGAGUUAAAACCAGCCCCGGCUGCAGAUGUUGCACCAACACAAAGUGACAGUAAGCCAGUUCCAGAGUCUGCUAAUGACAAUCAAGUGCAAGAUAAGGCACCAACUCCUGUAAAAAAGGAUUCUCCAGCAGCUGAAAGUCCAAAAGUGGAAAAUGUGCCUGAAGCAAAACCAGAAGAGAAAAAAGAGGAAGUCAAAGUGGAACAGAAGCCAGCAGACUCUGCUGAAGAUAAAGAUAAGAAAGAAGAAGUAGCCGCUGACAAACCUGAGAAAUCUGAAUCUCCUAAGAAGGAAGAAGUGGUUGACAAAGUACAAGAGAAGGUUGAGGAGAAAGCUGAGGAUAAGAAAUCUGAAGCUAAACCUGCCAAAGCUGACUCUAAGCCAAAGUCGACAAUGAAGUUGGCAACAGUGACACCACCGAUGCGCAAAAGGAGGCAGGCGUCACCCAGCAAGUCCAAUGAUGGGCCUUCAUCAGCCAAGAAGCCUGCAGAGGGAGAGAGCACUCCAGAUACAAGAAUGAAAAGGAAUAGGACUAAGGUGCAGCUAUACCAGUCUCCGACUCCUGAGCUAGCGAUGGCCACCAAGCUCUCCGCUUCAGCUGGCCGCUCCACGCCGACCAAACCUAAUGAUGAUAAACUUAUCGUCUUCUACAAGAAUGAAUAUUUAGCAGUGCGCAACGCUGAAGGUGGCUUCUACGUGUGUCAAGCGAUGCAAAACGUGUACCGUACUACGCGCAAGAUCAAGAUACGCUGGCUGUCACAGGACAAGACCGCGGACCCGGCGGGCGAGACUUACAAGCCUGACUUUUAUGAUGUCACAGACAUGGAGUGCGUGCUGACGACGCUGUCGCUGUCGCGCGGCGGGGGCGGCGCGCAGGUGCUGCGAGCCAGCGAGGCGGCCCGCGCGCGCUCCAUACUCACGCGCGCGCUGCACGCCGAGGCCACCGGCACCACCGCCACCGCGCUCACUGAGGAACACCCCGACGGACUGGACCUCUCAUUAUACAAAGAUGAAUCGCAACUAGAGAAGAAGGGCCGUAAACGCAACAGUUCGAAAUCAUCGCCGAGAGCCAAACACGACAACUCUAAUGAUACAGAGGACUCGGCGACGCCCGUGAAACGCGCGCGGACAACGCCAAAGCGCAGUCCAAAAAGCGCUCGCAAAACAAAAGCACAAACAAAAACACAAACAAACAAUAAGAGAAAAUCGUCAGGUAGUACGCCCACUGUGGCGAGCACUAGCAAGGUAGGCAUAGUACAACGGAUAUAUAGAAAUACUGCUACAGCAGUGAGUGAGAAGUCUAAAGCGAAGAGUACACCAGCCAAGCGGACGCCAGCCAAACAGAAAGUGGAGACUCCGGUCGCCACACCCACGCGCAAAGGCAGGAGAGCAGCCGGUAAAGAAGCGAAAGCGUCGCCGAUAGUCCCGACGCCGUCCACAUCGACGGGUAAGACCACCCGCACGCCGAGGAAACCGCCCGCGAAGAAAUAA